Molecule: messenger RNA, 625 nt
Organism: Eubalaena glacialis (North Atlantic right whale)
Lineage: Eukaryota; Metazoa; Chordata; Mammalia; Artiodactyla; Balaenidae
Product: translation initiation factor IF-2
Exons: 5
Coding region: 1-540 (179 amino acids)
Source: RefSeq, a predicted model, not a curated record
AUGGUCACCACUGCCGAAUUCUCCUUGUGUUUUGAGCAGCUUCUGUUUUCCAGCCACAUCCAAACCAUUCAAGAUGCAGAACAACCGUCUGUGUGUGAGCUGCGGGCCAAGAUUUGCCUGAGCGGGCCUCUUCCACGCGUGCCCGCGGUGCACGCGAGCAGCCAGCAGGUGGCGGCAGAGAGACAGGAGUGGUCCACAGAAGAGCCCAGCUCAGAGCCGAGCCGCGCGAACCCACCGAGCCCGCGCUCAGAAGCCAGAUCUCCCACCGACAGGCCGCUGGUUUCGGAAGGCUGCUGGGUCCUUCCUCUCUCCCAAGUGCAGGCAGAGCCCCCCUGGAGCUAUGGCCAGCCCUUCCGGCAGCCCCGAGGACACGGGCAAGCUCAGAGGCAGGGAUGGCCGGCAGAGGCGGGAGGAGGAGGAUGCCCCUCCGGAGGAGAAGAGGUUGAGGCUGGGGCUGGAAGGAGGAAGUGCAGCGAAGGAGGAAGGAGAAGACGCGCCACGACUGGGCAGGGAAGAGACCGGCAUCCAGACAGGUGUUGAAGACAGAGGUGAUCUACUGUCCCUGCCAUACAGCCUGGUCGAGGGUGAGGACUACACAUCUGAAAAUUCAGCCCUCCUCUCCAGU